AUGGCUUCAACAUUUCAUCCUCCACCUGCAUUUGCUGGAAGUUUCGCUACUAAAGCUUCAGCUUCAGACCUCCUCCGUAGCUCAAGAAGUGGUGUUUGUGGUGUGCCAUUGAAAGCCCUGGGAAGGGCUAGAUUGGGCUCCAAGAAGCGAGAGUUUGCAGUUUCUGCAAAGCUUAGGAAAGGUAGAAAGCACAAUAAUCCAUGGGCACAGGAUCUUGAUCCAAAUGUUAAGGGAGGGGUACUUCGUCAUGUGUCUUCUUUUAAGCCUUUGAAAGAGAAGCCAAAGCCUGUCAUAUUGGACUUUGAGAAACCUCUUAUUGGUCUACAGAAGAAGAUUAUUGAUGUUCAAAAAAUGGCAAACGAAACUGGGCUUGACUUCAGUGAUCAAAUUAUUUCUCUGGAAAACAAGUAUCAGCAGGCUCUUAAGGAUCUUUACAAGCAUCUCACACCUAUACAACGGGUCAAUAUUGCAAGGCAUCCUAACAGGCCAACUUUUCUUGAUCAUGUGUUCAAUAUCACUGAUGUGUUUGUGGAGCUCCAUGGUGAUCGAGCUGGAUAUGAUGACCCAGCUAUUGUUACUGGUCUUGGCAAGAUCAGUGGCCAAAGUUUUAUGUUCAUAGGUCAUCAAAAGGGCCGAAACACAAAGGAGAACAUACAGCGGAACUUUGGGAUGCCAACACCUCAUGGUUAUCGGAAGGCUCUACGGAUGAUGUACUAUGCAGAUCAUCAUGGAUUUCCCAUUGUUACUUUUAUUGACACUCCAGGGGCAUAUGCAGACCUCAAGUCAGAGGAACUUGGCCAAGGGGAAGCAAUAGCUCAUAACCUGAGGUCAAUGUUUGGUUUGAAAGUGCCAGUUAUCUGUAUUGUUAUAGGAGAAGGUGGAUCUGGAGGUGCUCUGGCUAUUGGCUGUGGCAAUAAAUUGUUAAUGCUUGAAAAUUCAGUCUUCUAUGUUGCCAGGUACUUGAAUUUGCACCCUUUAAACUAUUGA
Ipomoea triloba (trilobed morning glory) is the source of this 987-nucleotide messenger RNA. Its product is annotated as acetyl-coenzyme A carboxylase carboxyl transferase subunit alpha, chloroplastic-like. Gene Ontology annotation, cellular component: acetyl-CoA carboxylase complex. The transcript has 6 exons. Gene Ontology annotation, molecular function: acetyl-CoA carboxylase activity; carboxyl- or carbamoyltransferase activity. Lineage: Eukaryota; Viridiplantae; Streptophyta; Magnoliopsida; Solanales; Convolvulaceae. Gene Ontology annotation, biological process: fatty acid biosynthetic process. The record is from RefSeq and is a predicted model, not a curated record. Bases 1 to 987 code for a protein of 328 amino acids.